Messenger RNA from Penicilliopsis zonata CBS 506.65, 1656 nucleotides. RefSeq lists its product as hypothetical. NCBI's taxonomy places the organism in Eukaryota, Fungi, Ascomycota, Eurotiomycetes, Eurotiales, Aspergillaceae. The record is from RefSeq and is a predicted model, not a curated record. The coding region runs from base 1 to 1656 and encodes 551 amino acids. Gene Ontology annotation, biological process: transmembrane transport; carbohydrate transport. Gene Ontology annotation, molecular function: carbohydrate:proton symporter activity. The transcript has 2 exons. Gene Ontology annotation, cellular component: membrane.
AUGUCGGAGACCGUGGAGCAUAAGGAGGAUGAACGGCGACGACACGAGUCUUUGGGCUUUGCCCCCGGGAAGCCCCUGCUCAGCAGCUUGGUCAACAACGCAAAGCAGGGCGCCGACCUGGAAAAGAAGAUGACCCUCGGCCGAGCCCUCAGGCUGUAUCCUAAAGCUGCGCUGUGGUCUAUUGUGCUAUCGACUGCCCUGGUCAUGGAGGGCUACGACACCCUUCUGCUCGCCAACUUCUAUGCGCUCCCAGCAUUCAGCAAGAAAUAUGGCGUCCUGGACGCGACCACUGGAUCGUACACAGUAUCGGCUCCCUGGCGCUCUGGCUUGGCUGAUGGUGCUACCGUCGGUGAGAUUAUUGGCCUUUUCCUGACCGGUAUCAUCUCGGAGCGCAUCGGUUAUCGCAAGACUAUUCUCGGGGCCCUGUUCAUGAUCACCGGAUUCAUUUUCAUCACUUUCUUUGCUGUCGAUAUCAAGAUGCUUCUGGUCGGUGAGAUCCUCUGUGGGUUGCCAUGGGGGGUGUUCCAAACCAUCACGACGGCCUAUGCGUCCGAGGUGUGUCCGGUUGGGCUGAGGGCAUACCUGACGACAUACAACAACUUGUGCUGGGUGAUUGGGCAUUUCAUUGCCUCCGGGGUACUUCGCGGGAUGGUCGACAAUACCACGGCCGCCGCCUAUCGCAUUCCCUUUGGCAUCCAGUGGAUGUGGCCCCCACUGCUCAUUGUCGGUGUCUACUUCGCACCAGAGUCCCCUUGGUGGUUGGUUCGCAAGGGUCGGUUGGAAGAAGCGAAGCAGUCCUUGUUGAGGCUCACCACCACGAAUGAUCCGGACUUUGACGCCGACAAAGCCAUCGCGAUGAUGCAACACACCAACGAACUCGAGCAGGAGAUAUCUGCCGGCACCAGCUACCUCGACUGCUUCAAGGGAGUGGACCUUCGUCGAACCGAGAUCUGUACCGCGGCUUGGGUUACCCAGAGCAUCUGUGGCUCAACGUUCAUCGGCUACUCCACCACCUUCUACGAACAAGCUGGAUUGCCUACCGUGGACGCGUUUGACAUGUCUAUGGCUCAAUACGCCAUCGCCGGGAUUGGAACCCUUUUGUCGUGGUGGGUUAUGACCUUUGUGGGCCGGCGCAAGAUCUAUCUUGUUGGAACGGCGACAAUGUGUGUGGUUCUGUUCAUUGUCGGCAUGCUCGGCAUUGCCCCAAAAAGCAACACCACUGUGUCAUGGGCUAUCGGCUCUAUGAUUCUGGUUCUGGCCUUUGUCUAUGACUCGACAGUUGGCCCUGUAUGCUACUCUCUCGUUGCGGAGAUGUCGUCUACCAGACUGCGGGCCAAGACGAUCGUCCUGGCGCGCAACUUUUACAAUAUCGCCGGCCUGGUCACCAACGUCCUCAUCAAUUAUCAGUUGACUUCCACUGCAUGGGAUUGGGGCGCAAAGGCUGCUUUCUUCUGGCUGGGAACGUGCUUCUUGUGUUUUGUUUGGACCUUUUUCCGAUUGCCAGAGCCGAAGGGCAGAAGCUACAGUGAGCUUGAUAUCCUGUUUGAGCAAAGGGUUCCUGCCCGCCAAUUCAAGCACACCAGCGUUGAUCCAUUCCAGGAGGAGGAAGUCUCGGUUAUCGAAAGUAAGACAAACCGGGAUGUGGAUGUUGUCUGA